Messenger RNA from Nerophis lumbriciformis (worm pipefish), 2432 nucleotides. The record is from RefSeq and is a predicted model, not a curated record. NCBI's taxonomy places the organism in Eukaryota, Metazoa, Chordata, Actinopteri, Syngnathiformes, Syngnathidae.
GGGUUAGGUUUAGGCAUAAGGAAAAAAUAAAAAAGAAGGGUGUGCACGGUCCGUCUGUGGUCCAGCGGGCUCGCACUCACGCCUCGUUGAGGCCCCCCGGGUGUCUGGUCCCCAGUUUGUUGAUCCAGAGGCGUUCCGCCCGCCUCCGUUGGGCGACACUCCAUCUGGAGUUGGCCUGGACCACACACGCCCGGACAGAAGCCCACCCGUGCCGGAUGAAAUGUUGCACGAGGUGGGUGGUGGUGUUCUUCCGCCGGACGAUAUUGUGUUUGUGCUGGUGGAAACGGGUGGCGAUGGUGUUGCCCGUUUCCCCAACAUACAUGAUGUGGCAACGCUGGCAGAGGAUGACAUAUAUGCAGUUUUUGGUCUGCCCGUCCCCUCUGCACAGCGGUCGAAAGACCUUCCCGCUGUGGCGAUUGACCAGCCACGGGAUUUGCCGCAAGGGAGCGCUGCUCCGAGCCGGGGGCGGAUCUCCGGCAGAGCUGAUCCGAGCCCUGACCAGCAGAUCGCCCAGGCUGGGAUUUUUGCGGUAAGCGGAGACGAGAUAAUGGUCCUUGAGUUUGCCGCUCUUCUCGAUAAAGGUACCAAAAUUCUCCUUCACCCUUCUGGUAACCUGUACCGCUGCAGGCGAGAAGGUAGUGAUGAGGGGGAUCAUGUGCUCGCCAGGGGGAGGCCCUUUCGGGUCCAGGAAGCACCUGAACUGUCUCCUGAGGAAGGACCUGGAAUACCCUCUCUUCCUCAGGGCAGUGAACAGGGCUCCCGUGGCCGUCACAAAGUCCUCCCGUCUGGUGCAGAUCCGGUGGAACCUCAAAAGUUGGGACUUCACCAAACCCGCAUAGGUGUGUCGGGGGUGGAAGCUGGUUUUGUGGAGGAGGGCAUGGGUGUCCGUCUCUUUAAAGAAGACCUUAAUGUCCAAAUGGUGGGUGGAGGUGAAGUCCGGACCCUUGAAGGUGGUAGUAUCAAGGAAAUCCACUGACGUGGGGCUGGUGGUACACUUGAUGGUGAUACUGGGGUUGUGGGUGUUCAGGGUGUGGCGGAACACCUCAAAUUCCUCCAUGGAAUGAGUCCAAACCCCCCAGAUAUCAUCCAAGUAGCGUAAAUAAUGGAGGGGCCUAAUUGGGCAGGCAGCCAGGGCAGAGGUCUCCCAUUCUGCCAUAAAGAUGUUCGCAUAGGCUGGAGCGAAUUUCUUACCCAUGGCCGUGCCCUUGAUUUGUAGAAAAAAUCGGCCGUUGAACUCAAAGUCAUUCCUCCUCAGGUUAAUAUCGAGAAGUUGCAGAAGUUCUUUUUCUGGUCUGCUAACAUCUCGAUAUUUAUAGAAUAUGUUUUUUACGGCUUGGAUGCCCUGGUCUAUAUCUAUAUUGGUAUAUAAACUAUCUAUGUCUAUAGUGAAUAAUAUGGCCUCUUGGGGAAUAACAAUAUUUUUAACCUUUUCUAUAAAAUCGUAGGUGUCUUUGAGGUAGCUCUCAUGUUUGAUGGAGAGUGGGGUCAAAAAAUGAUCUAAGAGCGCCGCCGUCCGGUAGGUUUCACUGCCGCAGUCGGACACAAUGGGCCUGCCCGGGGGUAUCUCGUGUGGUCGGCUCCACUUGUGUCGUUCCUUGUGGAUCUUGGGGAGCAAGUAGAACCUGCGGGGGCGGGGCUCCGAUUCGCCCAAGAGGUAGGUCUUUUGUUUGUCAUUUAUAAAUCGCUUUUUCAAUAAAUUUUGAAUUAUGCUUUCUAUCAUAGGGAUAGUUUCGGGGUAGAUGGGCGCGGCCAAUGAUUUAUAAUAAGUGGUGUCACUCAAUUGUCUGGUGCCCUCCCAGACAUAUUGAGACCUGUCCAUAAUUACCACUGCGCUACCCUUGUCUGCCGGUUUAAUUACUAUGUUAUUGUUGUUUUUCAGACUAUGCAGGGCCUCCGUUUCGUCCCGCGUCAGGUUGGGCGCGACCGCGAGGGCGCAACCCGAUAGGAGCGUUGGGUGCUCGUCCGCCAGGACCAGCGUGUGGACCUCUGGAGGAAGCAGUCCCGGUGAGGGCUCCCAUUCGGACCUCGGAGUGAAAGGUCGAAUUUUACCUGAUGGUGCCACUCGGGACUGAGGCUGGUGGACGGGACGAAACUGAGGCCCUUGUCAAGGAGGGAGCGCUGCGAGGAGGUAAGUCUGAAAUGUUUUGUUAAAUUUACAAUGUUUUUGUUUGUGUUUAUGUUCCCCCCCCGAGAGGUCGGGAUUUUGGGGAGGUCAAGUUUAAAUAGCGAAGCCAGUGCUCCAUCAUUUUCUUGGCUGUGUCAUGGGUCCAGUGGAUCUUGUCCCUCCCUGUAGCGAACUCCUCGUUGGCGAGUGUCGGGAUGAAGUUGUGGCGGUCUUUGAUGUAGGUGUUGAUCAUGCGGAGGUUGGCCUUGUGUUCCUCGGGCAGGGAUUCAGAGAAAUUGAGGAGGGGGAUAGAGAUUUCGGCAUUUGG